ACAUUUCAACACGAACAGCAUCCAGCCUGAUAAAAGCGCCUGCGCGCUGCGCCCAGCCUCUCUGGUUCCUGCGCUCAAUGCCACGUUAGUCGCGGCAGACACAAACACAGGCGCGUCUCGGCACGGUUUCCCUGCUGCACACCCGCACCACAGCCAGCCCCCACACAGGCCCAGGACCCGCCGCUCUGCGUGAUCCCCAGCCGGCCCUGCGAGACGGACGCCAGGAUGCCCGGCCUGCUGCUGCUGCUGCUGUGCGCGCUGGCCGCGGCCGGCACAGCCCACAUCGCCGAGGAGGACGACGUGCUGGUGCUGAAGAAGGAGAACUUCGAAGAGGCUCUGAAGGCGCACCCCAACAUGCUGGUGGAGUUCUAUGCCCCCUGGUGUGGGCACUGCAAGGCGCUGGCACCAGAGUACGCCAAGGCAGCGGGCAUGCUCAAGGCCACUGACUCGGACAUCCGGCUGGCCAAAGUGGAUGCCACAGAGGAGACGGAGCUGGCGCAGGAAUUCGGAGUGCGGGGCUACCCUACGAUCAAGUUCUUCAAGGGGGGAGACAAGAGCUCUCCUAAGGAGUACUCAGCUGGCAGGCAGGCUGACGACAUCGUGGCCUGGCUGAAGAAACGUACUGGCCCUGCGGCCACCUCCCUGACCGAGGUCACAGAGGCCGAGACGCUCAUCGCGGACAAUGAGGUCGUGGUCAUCGGCUUCUUCAAGGAUGCUGAGUCGGAUGAUGCCAAGACAUUCCUGAAGGCUGCAGAGGCUGUGGAUGACAUUCCUUUCGGCAUCACCUCCUCGGAUGCCCUCUAUGCCAAGUUCGAGGUGUCCAAGGACAGCGUGGUCCUGUUUAAGAAGUUCGACGAGGGCCGCAAUGCCUUCGAGGGCGACGUCACCAAGGAGAGCCUCCUGAGCUUCAUCAAGGCCAACCAGCUGCCCAUGGUCAUCGAGUUCACGGAGCAGACUGCCCCCAAGAUCUUUGGAGGGGAGAUCAAGUCCCACAUCCUGUUGUUUGUCCCUAAAACAGCUUCAGACUUCCAGAACAAGAUGGACAACUUCAAAAAGGCAGCUCGGGACUUCAAGGGCAAGAUCCUCUUUAUCUUCAUUGACAGUGAUCUGGAUGACAACCAGCGCAUCCUGGAGUUCUUCGGGCUGAAGAAGGAGGAGUGCCCGGCUAUCCGGCUCAUCACGCUGGAGGACGAGAUGACCAAGUACAAGCCUGAGAGCUCCGAAAUCACAGCUGACAACAUCAGCGCCUUCUGCACGCGGUUCUUGGAGGGCAAGCUGAAGCCUCAUCUAAUGAGCCAGGACAUCCCUGAGGACUGGGACGCGAACCCUGUCAAGGUCCUGGUUGGGAAGAACUUCGAAGAAGUUGCUUUUGAUCCCAGCAAGAAUGUGUUCAUCGAAUUCUAUGCCCCCUGGUGUGGGCACUGCAAGCAGCUGGCGCCCAUCUGGGACAAGCUGGGCGAGAAGUACAAGGACAGCGACAGCAUCGUGGUAGCCAAAAUGGACUCCACCGCUAACGAGAUCGAGGCUGUGAAGGUGCACAGCUUUCCCACGCUCAAGUUCUUCCCCGCCGGCGACGAGCACAAGGUGAUCGACUACAAUGGCGAGAGGACGCUGGAGGGCUUCGCCCGGUUCCUGGAGAGUGGGGGCAAGGAGGGCGGUGCGCCGGUCGGGGACGACGACGAGGACCUGGAGGAUGCGGAUCUCCCCGAGGAGGAGGGCGACGACGACUCUGAUGGGGAAGAGGGGGGCCACGACGAGUUGUAGAGGUCCCUGCGAAGCUGCCCCCUCCCCUCCAAUGUCCUGCGCACACUAACCUUCAUAUCGAUCUGCUCUGCCCGCCAGCGCCUGCAGGACACCCCGGCCCAGACAGACGCCCCGCUCUCCGGCUGGGGGCUCAGCACUGAUUCGGCACCAGGGGGCUGGCAACUCUUCCUCAGUGAUUGGAGAAGGACUGUGUGGUUUUUUUACACCCCUCUGUCCCCACACAUCUCUGCUGAGGUGUUGAAUGAUACUGUGUAUAUAUAUAUUUUAAGGCCGUUGGCACGGUUUUCUUUUCUGGUUUCAUACGUUUUCCCAAUAGGUGACUAAAACUAGAUUUAAUUUUUAACUACACUUCAUGUGUAUCUUUUUUGUUUUGUUCUUCCUCAGACGCCUUCAGGAAGUCUAGGUCUUUUGUUUUAAGCCGCUCUGGUGUUGCCUAUGCAGUCUUGUAUGGAGGUGGAGCCGCUCGGAGUGUAAAAAGUUGGCUUUUUUUGUUCACAGCCGUGAAGACGUUCUCCCCUCCCUCUCUUCCUGCUGAGAGAAGACAGGGAGGUUCUCUUCACACCAGGGGGCUGUUUCCUCUUGUAAUUAUUAACGCCACACUGGUUUCCGUAGGUGAGGGUUCUGUUGGUGAAGUAGCCUUGUUUUGUGGGUGCGUGACUUUUCCUUUGUUUCUCCAGUCCUGUAUGCAGUGCUCUCUCAGGUCGGUGCAGAUCUGAGGGAUCGACACAUCCCCCCCCCCCCCCCCAGCGUGUGUUCUGCAGCCCAGCUACUGAUUUUUAAGUUCUGAUCAUUUGUUUUGGGGUUCCUUCUUGUUCUCCUGUGUGUGGCCGGGCCCGACUGGGCCGCGGUUCUGCCUGCGAGCCGGCCCAGCAGGCCGCCGGACCCCUGGUCUGCGGUUCCGCUUGGCUGCGCUGCCAGCCUCUGCUUUGUUCUGGGUUUCUCAGCGGAAGAACCGUGAGGGCUGGAGUCCCGCUGAGACGCAGCCGCUGCCCUCUCCCCUGGUUCCGGUGUCGGGCUGCUCGGGCCGGGCCACCUGUCCCUGCCGGGGAGGGCUGUCAUCCUCGCGGUCGCUCUCGUCAGAAGAGGGGUUGGGGGUUUGAAUGUGAUUUGAGGGUGGGAGGGGUGGGGGUUGAGUUGGGUGUCGGGGUUUUGAAUUGGCAGUGUUUAUAAAGAGGCAUUCCAUCACACUGAAGACUGAAAACAACUGGUGGCCAAAUAAAGAUUUAAAACCAA
Molecule: messenger RNA, 2997 nt
Organism: Lepisosteus oculatus (spotted gar)
Lineage: Eukaryota; Metazoa; Chordata; Actinopteri; Semionotiformes; Lepisosteidae
Gene: p4hb
Product: prolyl 4-hydroxylase, beta polypeptide
Biological process (GO): protein folding; response to endoplasmic reticulum stress
Cellular component (GO): endoplasmic reticulum
Molecular function (GO): protein disulfide isomerase activity
Source: RefSeq, a predicted model, not a curated record